Messenger RNA from Lolium perenne, 1824 nucleotides. NCBI's taxonomy places the organism in Eukaryota, Viridiplantae, Streptophyta, Magnoliopsida, Poales, Poaceae. The record is from RefSeq and is a predicted model, not a curated record.
AUGUCAAGGUUUUCACUCACAGUCAAGUUACUUCAGGCCAAGUCGUACUACCGGAUUAGCAACGUUGCAUUCAACGCGAUACUCCUGAUUUUGGCCUUGCAAUACCCUGCUAGCUCAAUACCAAAGUCAUACGAGGAGGCACUUAGCAUAGUCGGCAGGUUGGGCCUUGGUUAUGAGAGUAUCCAUGUGUGCCCAAAUAACUGUGUAUUGUUCCGGAAGGAUUAUGCCAAGGAGAAUAAUUGCCCCAAGUGCAAAGCCUCCAGAUGGAAAGAUGUUGAUGGUAGGAGAAAGAUCCCAGAGAAGGUGCUGAGGCACUUCCCAUUGAUUCCAAGGCUGCAAAGAAUGUUUCUUUCAAAGGACCAAUCAAAGGAAGUACAGUGGCACAAACUGAAGCGGCAAGAUGUGGAGAAUGAUCUCAGUCAUCCAGCAGACGGGGAUGCAUGGAAGGAUUUUGACAAUAUUCAUAAAGACUUUGCCGCUGAUGCCAGGAACAUAAGGCUUGGACUUGCCACGGAUGGUUUUAAUCCCUACGGGAAUAUGAGCAACUCCUACAGCAUGUGGCCUGUAUUCGUGGUGCCAUACAACCUUCCACCGUGGGCAUGUAUGGAUCAGUCCAACUUCAUGCUGACAUUGCUAAUCCCUGGUCCAUCCUCUCCAGGAAAAGAUUUUGAUGUCUUCAUGGAGCCUUUGAUGGAAGAGCUGCAGGAGCUCUGGAAAGGUGUAAAAUCAUAUGAUGCCAAUAGUCCAGACAAGUUUGAUCUCCGUGCUGCAAUCUUAUGGUGUAUUCAUGAUUAUCCGGCACUGCACACAUUGUCAGGGAGGGCCACAGCUGGUUACCAGGCAUGUGUGUGUUGUGACAAAGAGAAUUGCUCCAAGAAAUUAUGGAACAAAAUCUGCUUUAUUGGGCACCGCCGUUGGCUACCUCUGUCCCAUCCUUGGAGAAAAAGCAAAGAAUACAAUGGUGCUAUUGAAAGGCAUGAGAAGCCAGCGGAAUUCACUCCAGAAGAGCUAAAGGAACAGCUUGAUAGGGUUAGAGAUGUGAUACCAGGCAAGCUUCAGAAGAAAAGGAAACGUGAGGACGGCAAGACAAAGGACACUGUGAAUUCAAGGCUUGAUUUGGAAGAUAUGGGCAUAAGAGGUGACUUGCAUUUGCAGCCUGUUUCAGCUGACUCUUUUGAGAUGCCACAGGCGUGGUAUACAAUGAGUAAACAAGAAAAAAUUGCAUUUUGUGAAUUCAUAAAAGCUGUGAGGUUUCCAGAUGGGUACGCGUCUAACAUAUCCAAGUGUGUGGCUGCUGAUAAGUGCAAGCUUCAAGGGCUGAAGACCCAUGACUGUCAUAUAUUGCUUGAAAGGAUCUUACCGGCUGGCCUGCAAGGAACAAUCCAUGAAGACAUAUAUGAAGCGGUUGCUGAGCUUGGAAAUUUCUUCAGAGAGCUAUGCUGCAAAACACUGAAGAGAGACGUUCUGGACAGACUUGAAAAUGAAAUCGUAGUUAUUCUUUGCAAACUUGAGAUGAUCUUCCCCCCAUCUUUCUUCGACGUGAUGGGACCCGGUGUUGCUGUACUAUCAUAUCAAGAUGAAGAUUCCAGUCAAGUUCCUGUGCAAGAAAAAGAAGGCACUGCACGGAGUAGGACGAGAAGUGACCAGGAACAUGUGCUACUUGAAAAAGUCAUUGUGGACAAACUGAAGAAACGGAGCAAGGAGGUUGUUCCUAAAGAAAUCGAGGAGGUUGAUGAGACAAUGUAUCAAUAUUGCACUGAUGAUGAUGAUGAUGAUGGAGGAAAUAGGACUAGGAAUCGUCCAGUUUCCGAAGAAGAUGAAUAG